Symbiodinium necroappetens is the source of this 597-nucleotide messenger RNA. The record is from the annotation of a GenBank genome assembly. Lineage: Eukaryota; Dinophyceae; Suessiales; Symbiodiniaceae.
AUGCCUGUGCCCCGCCGACAUCGCACAGAACCUUGUAGAUUGUGGCUUGCAGCCUUUAUUCAGGUCGGCACCAUCAAGUCGUACUUUCCAGAGCAAGGCUUCGGGUUCAUCGAGUGCCCGGAGCUCUUUGAGUUGCACCAGGCGGAUGUGUUCCUGCACAAGAACCAGGUGGACCAGCACUUGGGGAAGAGAGCUUUUCCAGGAGACAAGGUCAAGUUCUUAGUCGGCAUGAACAAGGCGAAAAAGCCCCAGGCCAGAAACGUUGCCCGUUUUGUCGGCGAAUCCGCUGACACAGGGUCUUGGGUGGAUGGCAACAAGACGUAUGUUGGCCGUGUGGACAAGUACUGGCCUGCGAAGGGCUACGGCUUCAUCGCCUGCGAGGAGACCAGAGGCAUUUUCCAGAGCGAUGUCUUCCUGCACAAGAACCAAGCUGAGGAAGCCAAUCUCCAGAGAAUGCAUCUGGUGACCUUUUCUGUGGAGAUCAACAGCAAGGGCAGGCCACAAGCCAGAAAUGUCGAGCGUGUCUCGGCGCCUUCCUAUGCCAGUCGGGAGCCCUCCGCACCAGCAGAGGCGGACGUUCAGAUGGAAGAUGCGUGA